Molecule: messenger RNA, 3724 nt
Organism: Xenopus laevis (African clawed frog)
Lineage: Eukaryota; Metazoa; Chordata; Amphibia; Anura; Pipidae
Gene: spin1.S
Product: spindlin 1 S homeolog
Exons: 6
Coding region: 993-1781 (262 amino acids)
Biological process (GO): gamete generation; chromatin organization
Source: RefSeq, a predicted model, not a curated record
ACGGGGCACAUUAUAUCCUGGGGAGCCACAGCAUGCGGGCACAGUGCGCGUCACCUUCCCAUGUUUUGUGUCAAUGCAGAUUUUUAUUUGUUCACGUUGUGCUCCUGUUAAUAACCGCGCGUGCACCCACACUCCAGCCUCUCCUGUUGUUGCCCUGCGCUAACUGCGAGAAGCUUCCCCUCCUCCAGCUGAGCUUUAGCGCCACCUGCCGUUCGCCCCUCCCCUCGCGACUCUUAGACUGUCUGACGUCACUGUGUUUUUUGUAGUCGGUGACGUUAAAGACAAAACAAAAAAAAACCCUUCUAUUGUUCCUCUUUAAUUUGCACAUCAAUGGCUGGCCUUGGCGCUGUCACUGCAGCGGGUUACCUGUCAUGUAUCUGUCAUACGCGCACACGCAUUUUAUUGGCGCUUUGUGUUGUUUGAGGUUUCAAUUGUGCCUUUAUUAGUGAGACUUGGCCCGGGGAGCGGGCAGGGCAGUGUAUCCUCCUCCCUAUACUCAUGGGAGACGGAGAGCAGCGAUAGCGUUUCGCUUGUCUGUGUCUCAAGCUGUAGGUUCCUUUGUCUGCUGCUUUCCCUCCCCUCCCCCUCGUCUCUUUCUGUGAGACGGAAUCGCUGCUGCUGCUUAGGUUUGUAAAUACAGGCUCCACACACAAUAUGGCUGACAGUCGCCCUGCCUGCAGCUAGAGCUUCCCCUUCUUUUUUUUCGGGCCUCAGGAGGAUUUACUGGCGCCUUGUGUCUGUACUCCCCGCCACACUCUUUUAAGCACGGGCUGAGGGCCGCGGCUCAUUGUUCCCUGCAGGCUGGCACUCUAACAAGGAUAGCACUUAAACACUCUGCUUCAAAGUGUUGGGCUGCAUUUACUUGAUUGGAUGGUGGAUGGACAGAGGACCAUCAUUUAUUUGUAUCGGUGGAAGUAAGUGCAAGCAAAAUUGGAGAGGAUAGGAUUUUCACCUUAAACUGGCAGCUUUGCUGCCCACUUAUCCACAGAUGAAUGAAGACCCCAUUUGGAAAGGCAGCAGCUCAGAGAUCCAGAGCUGAUGCAGCUCAUGCAGGAGUUUCAGCAAAUAUGAUGAAAAAGAGAACCUCCCACAAAAAACACAAAAAUAGUAUGGGACCGAGUAAGCCAAUUUCCCAACCCAGACGAAAUAUUGUAGGGUGUAGAAUACAGCAUGGUUGGAAGGAGGGCAGUGGCCCAAUAACUCAGUGGAAAGGAACUGUUUUGGAUCAAGUUCCAGUUAAUCCUUCCUUAUAUCUUAUAAAAUAUGAUGGAUUUGACUGUGUAUAUGGACUUGAACUUCACAAGGAUGAAAGAGUGUCUGCUCUUGAGGUUCUUCCAGACAGAGUUGCAUCAUCUCGAAUUAGCGAUGCUCACCUGGCAGAUACAAUGAUUGGUAAAGCAGUGGAACAUAUGUUUGAAACAGAGGAUGGUUCCAAGGACGAGUGGCGAGGGAUGGUCUUGGCAAGAGCGCCCAUUAUGAGUACAUGGUUUUACAUAACUUAUGAGAAAGAUCCUGUCUUAUACAUGUACCAACUACUUGAUGACUAUAAGGAAGGAGACCUUCGCAUCAUGCCCGACUCUAAUGAUUCCCCUCCAGCUGAAAGGGAGCCAGGAGAAGUUGUGGACAGCCUUGUAGGGAAGCAAGUGGAAUAUGCCAAAGAAGAUGGCUCCAAAAGGACUGGCAUGGUUAUUCAUCAAGUUGAAGCCAAGCCAUCAGUUUAUUUCAUAAAGUUUGAUGACGAUUUUCAUAUUUAUGUCUAUGACUUGGUGAAGACAUCCUAGAUGUUAUCCCGGACUUGUUGCCAAACAUAUGGAUCUAUUAAAUUUAAUAUUUGUAGAGAUGUUUCACUGCUUUCUGAUGAUAUGAAAGCUUCGAUAUUCCUGCAAACUCGCAAUCCCUUCCUGGAAAGUAAAAAAGACAAUUUAUUGAGAACCGCACUCACAGGUUCUCUCUGUCUCUCCUAUGCGAAAAGGAACAUACCACUUCUGGAGACUGCCGUGUGUUUUUGCAUUCGGGGAUACGUCCUUCAACAGGAAGCCUGAUUGGGAACAGCAGAAGCUCAUUUAAAAUAAAUGAAGAGUGGCUGCAAGAGACCAGCUUUUGUAAAUUCUGAAAAAUCGUUAAAAGAAAUUGCAAUUUAAUGUUUUGUUCCCCUGCAUUCCUUCUCACUCAUUUCACUCAUGCGAUUGGGCAUAUCUGUGUUGUACCUAACCAUUUCCUUCUCAGCCUUUCAGCACCCUUAUUUAUCUGAAAUCCCUUCAUGUCAGAAGGACAGCAAGAUAUUGCACUGUGAAUUGCUGAAGAGGUUUUCCACCAUACGAGAAAUAUCAAGCACGCCAGAAUCCAAAGCAGAAAGUCUGCUGUCCCAGUUAAAUUCAUGGUUUUCAGAUUUCAAAGUUUUGCCGUGGCAGCACCUGCCUCUACAGAAAUGUGUGAAUGUAACGCUAACAGCGUGGGUUAUCUUGGCCUAACGCCUGCCAUUGGGUGAAUGAAAAGAGUGGUCUUAAAAGUAUUUAUUUGAUUUCCAGUGUUAAAAAACCAACAUUGUGGUGCAGUGGCUCAGCCUGGCCUUUUACAUGGUUUAUUUUUCAUUCAUGUUGACAUUUUCUAUCAUAUUGCAAGUGUUGUUUUUUUUUUGUUUUGUUUUUUUUAAUGUCCCUCCUACUUUGGAUGUCUGUCUCUCUAUGAUAAAUGAUGUUGGAAAUUGUAAAUGGUGCACAACUAGUUAUGCCUUGGAAUCCUAUUCUCGUACAAGUAUGACGGCUAAAUGAAAAAGAAUAGGCGUGGGUCGGCUUUUUAAUUCGUCAUGCAUUGGGAUUCCUCUAUAUCAGAACUGUCCAACUGGAGAGAGACUGUCUGUGGCCUUAGCAUGCCCUAUCAGUCCACAGAAUUCUUUGUAACAACAUUAUUGCUUUAUCAUUUGCUCCUCACAGUUGCAAGUUUUUAAAAAUCUGCCCUUUGCAAUGAAAGCAUGGUCCUUUGUUAGUUCUUUGCUUCUGAGUUUUCAGUCUAUUUCUUCCUUGUGGGCAAAGGGAAAGUUGUCUUUAUUGCCUAAAAUCAGGAAAUACUUUGUCCAAUUCUAUUCAUAUUUUUUUUUCUUACUCAUCCUUACAUUCAACAAAAUUGGUAGAUACUAAGUAAUUGACUUUGUCUGGAUACAGAGCAAAAACUUGAGCCUUUUCUAGCAUCUCUCGGAGGACGCAGGUUGUUGUUUUUCAGCAUUACACAAAGACCUGCAGGCUGAAGGUACCUUUUUAAGAUCUUGUUUGUGGCCGCUAAACUUCCCUAUGUGUAGUCCCAAAGUGUUGAUAUAUCCUUCACGGGUUUUUGAACUUCUGAGAGUUACACCGAAACCACCAUGUUCAUGCUCCUUACUUAAAUACAUGUUAUGGACUGUGUCCUGUGUAAACCCCUCACUGUACUUUGGGUGUGGAUUCUGUGCUGUGUAAAUGAGCUGAAUUUUGACUGCUAAUAGAAGGUAUUUAUGCACCAAAUUUUGAUAUUAAUGGGAUUUUUUUCAUGAACCUAUAUACCAUAACAUGAUGUUUUAGUUUUUAUUCAAGGUUUGGGUAUGUAGGUAACUUUGUCAUCUAUUACAAGACUUUGGUCCAGCUUAUGCUAACAUACUGGGACUUUUGCUUGUACAUACAUGUAUUAUUGCCCCCCCCCCCCCCCCGCAUCUAACAGCAGAGUUGAGAUUGAAAAAACGGCACUUAUAAAGAGC